Capsicum annuum is the source of this 1189-nucleotide messenger RNA. Its product is annotated as transcription repressor MYB5. The transcript is spliced from 2 exons. The coding region runs from base 81 to 962 and encodes 293 amino acids. Lineage: Eukaryota; Viridiplantae; Streptophyta; Magnoliopsida; Solanales; Solanaceae. The record is from RefSeq and is a predicted model, not a curated record.
CUCACCCAACAUAAACAUGCAAACCAAAACUACUUUCUACUCCAUCAUUUCAACCCAAAAAAAAUCACAAAAAAUAGAAAAUGAGAACCCCAUCAUCCUCAUCAUCAUCAAGAAUCAAAGUACUAACACCAUGUUGUAACAAAAUAGGUUUAAAAAAAGGUCCAUGGACACCAGAAGAAGAUGAAAUACUGACGAAAUACGUCAGUAUUGAAGGGGAAGGGCGAUGGCGUAUCCUCCCAAAGAAGGCGGGACUCUUACGCUGUGGUAAGAGUUGUCGCCUUCGUUGGAUGAACUACCUUCGCCCUUCUGUUAAACGCGGACAUAUUACGCUCGAUGAAGAAGAUCUUAUCCUACGACUACAUCGACUACUUGGAAAUAGGUGGUCCUUGAUAGCAGGGAGAAUUCCAGGCAGAACGGAUAACGAGAUCAAGAAUUACUGGAAUACUCACCUUAGCAAGAAAUUAAUUAGCCAAGGCAUAGAUCCAAGAACACACAAACCAUUAAUAUUAAACCCUAAUUCCUCUAGUGAUGAUAAUCAUAUUACUAUCACUAACAACAAAACUAAUUCUUCUUCUUCUCCUUCUUCAUCCUCAAAAUUAGCAAAUAAUGAUAAUCUCAACACAAUUAAUCCAAAUCCCAUUAGUUACAACAUCAACAAUAAUAAUAACCGUCCUGGAGAAAUUACGAGUUCAGGUGACUGUCAGCAUCAGAGUUGUUACGCGAUGCUUGUCAACUAUGAUGAUGAUCAUAUGAAUAUCGCGGUUACUACUGAGGGAGAUGAUGGAAUGAAUUGUUGCACGGACGAUGUCUUCUCCUCCUUCUUGAAUUCUUUGAUCAAUGAAGACAUGUUCAAUUGUCAAAAUCAACAAAUCAAUGGUACAUUGCAAGAUUUUGAUCCUUUCAUAGCUUCAUCUACACUUUCAUCUAAUCAAAAUAAUCCCAAGAGAUCAAUGGAUGAAUAAUAUUGAAAAAAUGUACCUUCAUGUACAUGUUUAUGUAAGAAAAAAAAUGAAUUAUUAUAUUGAUAUUUGUAAGUCAAACAAUUUUUUUUUUUUUGGUGAUUUUCUAGCAAGAUUGUCUAUAUUUUCUAAUGUGAUUUAUAAGUGAAUUGUACUGAUCUUGUAAUAGAAUAUGUAUAUGUGUGAGGGUUGCACAUAUGGAAAUGUUAUAUAAGUUAUAUAUUUGAUAA